Molecule: messenger RNA, 1938 nt
Organism: Magnusiomyces paraingens
Lineage: Eukaryota; Fungi; Ascomycota; Dipodascomycetes; Dipodascales; Dipodascaceae
Exons: 1
Coding region: 1-1938 (645 amino acids)
Biological process (GO): ribosomal large subunit biogenesis
Cellular component (GO): nucleolus
Molecular function (GO): GTPase activity; GTP binding; RNA binding
Source: RefSeq, a predicted model, not a curated record
AUGCAGCUCACAUGGAAAGAUAUCCCGGUGAUUCCUAACUCUACGGAGUUUUUGGAUGUUGUGCUUAACCGCACUCAGCGAAAAACACCAACUGUGAUCCGUCCUGGUUUCAAGAUCUCGCGUAUCCGAGCUUUCUACAUGCGCAAGGUCCGUUACACUGGCGAUGGCUUUUGCGAAAAACUUCAAGAGAUUGUCGACUCUUUCCCUAACAUCAACGAAAUCCACCCAUUCCAUCGCGAUUUGCUCGACACUCUUUACGAAAAAAACCAUUAUAAGAUUUCGCUGGCGUCUCUUUCUCGCGCAAAGUCUCUCAUUGAGCAAGUUACCCGUGAUUAUGUCCGUCUCCUCAAGUUUGGCCAGUCUCUGUUCCAGUGCAAGCAGCUCAAACGUGCUGCCCUUGGUAGAAUGGCUACCAUUGUCAAGCGUCUUAAAGACUCGCUUCUUUACCUCGAACAGGUCCGUCAGCAUUUGAGUCGUCUGCCUUCCAUUGAUCCCAACACGAGAACCCUCGUUAUUUGCGGCUACCCUAACGUCGGCAAGUCUUCUUUCCUGCGUUCUAUCACUCGCGCUGAUGUCGAGGUCCAACCCUAUGCAUUUACCACAAAAUCUCUCUAUGUCGGUCACUUUGACUACAAGUACCUGCGUUUCCAAGCUAUUGAUACUCCCGGUAUUCUGGAUAGACCUACUGAAGAAAUGAACAAUAUUGAAAUGCAGUCCAUUUACGCUAUUGCCCACAUCCGUUCUUGCAUUCUUUACUUUAUGGAUCUUUCUGAACAGUGUGGCUUCUCCGUCGAGGAUCAAGUCAAGCUUUUCCACUCCAUCAAACCUCUUUUUGCCAACAAGAAUGUUUUUGUUGUCAUUAACAAGAUUGACGUUGUUCGUCCUGAAGACCUUGAUCCUGAGCGCAAGGCCAUGUUAGAAACCAUGACAAAUAUCCCUGAUAUUCAUGUCGAGUUUUCUCAGCUCUCUUGUAUCACUGAAGAGGGUAUCAUGGAGGUCCGUAACAAGGCCUGCGAUGUUCUUCUUAACACCAGACUUGAGCAAAAGGCUAAGUCUUCCACCAAGAUGGCUGGUCUUCUUAAUAAGAUCCAUGUCGCUAGACCUCAGCUCCGUGAUGACGGUAUUGAGCGCGAACCUUUCAUUCCUGAAGGCGUCAAGGAUCUUAACAAGUAUGACGUCAAUGAUCCUAACCGCCGCAAGUUGGCUAAGGACAUUGAAGCUGAGAAUGGUGGUGCUGGUGUUUUCCAGCCUGACUACAAGGAUGCUUACAUUCUUGAUGAUGAUGCCUGGAAGCAUGAUAUUAUGCCUGAGAUUCUCGAGGGUAAGAAUGUUUACGAUUUCUUAGAUCCUGAGAUUAGCAAGAAGCUGCAAGAGCUUGAAGAGGAGGAAGAGCGACUGGAAAAGGAGGGCUUCUACGACUCUGAAGAAGAGGUUCUGGAUGACGAGGAGGAGGAGAUCCGUGAUAAGGCCGAGUGGAUUCGCCAGCGCCAGCUGCUAAUUAAGGAGAAGCGCAAGUCCCAGCGUUCUCUCAAGAACCGUGCCAUCAUCCCCCGCAAAAAAGUCAAGCGAACUGUUGGCGAUAUGGAGACUGCCAUGUCUGACAUUGGUGUCGAUGCCUCUGCCGUUGUCAACCGUGGCCGCCAGGCCGCUGCUGCCACUAAGCGCCGCACUCCUGUUACUGGCUCUGAUGUUGUUAUGGCUGAGCAAUCUGGCGAGACCCGCGAUGCCGCCAGAGUCCCCGACCGCAACCAGCCCAACAGACUUACGGAUGGUGUUGGCAUUGCCACCAGAACAAAGGCCGAACGUCUGGCCAAGCUCGACCUCCGUGACCGUGCUCGCAACAACCGCAGUUACGAAACUGAAAAGACAAAGACUGCUAUGCUGCCCAAGCAUUUGUACACUGGCAAGCGUGGUGUUGGCAAGACUCAGCGUCGUUAA